This is a messenger RNA of Larimichthys crocea (large yellow croaker), 4038 nucleotides long. It is a transcript of the gene paplnb, whose product is annotated as papilin b, proteoglycan-like sulfated glycoprotein. The record is from RefSeq and is a predicted model, not a curated record. Gene Ontology annotation, biological process: extracellular matrix organization; proteolysis. The transcript has 15 exons. The coding region runs from base 2057 to 3784 and encodes 575 amino acids. Gene Ontology annotation, cellular component: extracellular matrix. Gene Ontology annotation, molecular function: serine-type endopeptidase inhibitor activity; metalloendopeptidase activity. NCBI's taxonomy places the organism in Eukaryota, Metazoa, Chordata, Actinopteri, Sciaenidae.
UAUAGCAACACCGUGACAUCGUCACACUGAGUGUAUAUAGUUGCUGUGACAUGGGCAGAGACGUGUGUUCUGGAUGGGAUCCACGCUUCAUACACAAUUUAGUUUAUCUUCAGCCUGUAUGUCGAAACAUCCACAGAAACCACGCUGUCAGAAAGAGCAUGGUCCUCCAUUGACUCUGGCCUCCCUGCAGCAAGUUGGUUUGUUUUGAUAAGAGACUGGUGGUGACAAGACAAGGUGGUGAGGUCACCACUUUGACUCCUUAUCUUUACAGCCAUUUAAAGGAUUUCUGUUUCACUGAAGUCUGACUUGAGUAUCAGGUGCCUGAGAGCUGCUACAACAGGAGGAUGGAGUCAAAGCCAGUGUCUGAGGCCCAGGCCCCAGACAAUAGUCAGACCGAGUCUCUGGACACAUCUGGAUUUGAGGUAACCGCCGUACGACUGGAGCAGCUGAUGAAGAGCAUGGAGGUGCUGUUGUCUGACGUGGAGCAGCUUCGGAGCCACUGUAGCCACCAGGCCACCGAGCUGAUGCGUGCGGCGGUGGAACUUAGGCAACAACAAGAAGACCUGAAGGAGAGUUACUCUGCUUUGUCUCGAGAAAUGCAGGAGAUCAUGGAUACAGUGGACGACCUGUUCAGCACCAAGAGUGCCUUUGAAGCCAAGGAGAAGCAGGCACAGAAACUGAGCCGGCAACUCUGAGGGACAGAGAGCGUCUGAUGGACUUUUGUUUCUCAAUGAGGAGUAGAACAAAACUGUGGGGGGGUGUGGUUUGGGGUUUGGAUGUGGGGUGAGAUGCUGAGGUUUUCAUAGCUUUGAAACAAUGCUUUAAUUAGAUUGGUAAAUAUGUUACAUAAACUUGUUGUUGUGCAACAUAUUCACUGAAAAACAAUAUGUGAAAUAUAUGAUUCUGUAUCACUACAUCAUUCCAGUAAAUGCAGUAUAUUAUACAUAUAACAUCACAGGUUACAGCCUGAAAUAUUGAAACCUCUUUGUCAUAAUUUAAAUAAAACGCACAAGCUUAAGAAGGGAACAAUUUGCAUUGCUCUCAUAUGCAUGCUGCAGUCUUUAACACGCGCAAUGACAAGACCAUACAGAGGUCCAACCUGUGCUGCGUGUCAACAAAUGAUUUACUAUCACUUCUGCUGCCAUCAAAAUAUUUUUUCCUGCCCUCCCACUAACAAACACACACAUCACAGCUAUGAUUUUCCAACCCGGAGGUAUUCUACGCUGACAGUUAAAUAUAUAUGUUACCGAGUCUCGUCUUCCCAGAUGACUCCUCCAGUUCCAAUGUUGCUUUUCAUGGACAGCUGAUGGUACAUCCUUCAUAGUCUCUUCCCACCCAGGCCAUGAUCCACUGUGGUUUCUUACUAAAAUAAACCUAAAUAGAGCCUUAGGGUGAUCUUCACCUCCUACCAGCACCUCUUCUGUGAGUUAUUGGUCUGUAUUUAGUGGUAAGGGAACGUGUGAAUGGGACAGUCAGUGGCCAGCAACCUGAAAAAAAUAAAUCAAUGGGAUACUCCAAGAUCUCUUUCAACCUUAAAUGUUAUUUUAGUGGGUUUCCUUAUGCAGAGUCUUAACAUUUGCAAUGUAUAUAUGCAACCAUUAAAUUAUAUAUACCAACAAUUCUCUUUGUCUUUUUUUUUUGGACUGGAACAAACAUUUUACCCAGUUGUUGCACAAAAGCACAGUUUUGUUUUUGAUCAUUGCUUUACUAAAACAUACUUGAUAAUGAAAAUACGUUAACAUAAAUAGUUUGCAUGAUAUCAAGUCAACAGCCUGAGGGUCGUACCUGUAAACACUCUGCUCCAAAUAGAAAAAAACUCAAAGCUUAUAUUCAACGUCCAAAAAAGAAGUGAAAAUCUUUUGGGGAGAGAAAAAAAACUGUCUCUGUGUGGUUGAAACCUGACACGAUGGGUUGUGGUGUUGGAGAGCAGAAAGGGUGUGAAGAUAGAAAACUGGGUGUCAGUGCCUACCUUCACUACUGAGGUGCACAUCCCUCUGGACUGCUGGUCGACCAGCUGGGGAUUCAUUUCAAGAAGUUCUGCAGUAGCCUCUUAAAGAUGAACAUGAAGAUCCUGCAAAUCCUGGGUCUCCUCCAGGUGCUGGCUGGACCUGCUCUCUCUGCGGUACGGCCUGCCCAUGACUACUGGGGAGAGUUUGGAGCCUAUGGGCCCUGCAGUCGCACCUGUGGCACAGGAGUGUCAAUGAGAGUCAGGAAAUGUAUCACUGCAAGGACAGAUGGAGGACAUAACUGCAUAGGAUCCUCCAAGUCCUUCCGAACCUGUAAUACACAUGAAUGUCCAGUUGGAUCCAGGGACUUCAGAGAGGAGCAGUGCACCCAGUUUGACAGAACAGACUUUCAGAGCAAACGCUACACAUGGGUUCCUUAUUAUGGAGCAUCCAAUCCAUGUGAGUUGAAUUGUGUCCCAAGAGGUGAGAACUUCUUCUACCGACACAGGCCUGCAGUGGUGGAUGGGACACCAUGCUAUGUGGGACGUACUGAUAUCUGUGUGGACGGCAUCUGCAGGAUACUGACCCAUGGGGAGUUUAUGGGCUUGGACGAUGACACUAAUUCCGUACACUCUGCUGCUCCUGUCGUGGUCGCUCCUCACCCAACGGAGACACGCACAUACAUCUACAAAACUGGCGUCUAUGGCGAGUGCUCUGCUGCCUGCAAUGGAGGCAUGCAGUAUCGCACCGUGGAGUGCUGGGCUCAGGAUCCAGCAAACCCUCGUGUGGUGGAGGACACUUACUGCAUUACCCAGCGUCUGCAGAGGCCACAGAGUCAGCAGGCCUGCAACAUGCAUCCCUGUGCUGCUGAGUACAGUGUCUCCAGCUUCAGUGUGUGCUCUGUGACUUGUGGGGAAGGCCAGCAGACGAGGGAGGUGACCUGUGUGGGAGGAGGAGGUGAACGUCUGGCUGAACAUGCCUGCAGGGGACUGGCAAAACCUCCUUCUGUCCAGACCUGCCGCAGACCUGCCUGUCACACGCACAUCACCUGGCAUGUGACUGACUACGGACUGUGCACUAGAAGCUGCAGUGGUGGUGUGAGGGAAAGGAGAGUGGGUUGCUUUGAUACAGAUCUGAACCCCUACCCAGAUGCCCGGUGUGGAACAGAUAGCAGACCCGUCUCUGUGGAGACAUGCAACUCACAGCCCUGCCCCAGAGCACAAACGGUCCCAAGUGUUCAGGACCCAAGAACACAAGAAACCACCAUAAGAGGAUUUGUGCCCCAUGUUCCAGGUGAUCCUUCAGCUUCCAGGCCACAGACAAACAUUGCGGUUGAGCUUUACCCUGCUGUGAUUGGUCCUCACUGUGCGCAGUCAUUCUAUGGCUGCUGUCCUGAUGGCCAUACCUCUGCCACGGGGCCCAGGAACGAGGGCUGCCUCCAAGAUGACUGCGUCCGCACUAGAUACGGCUGUUGUUUGGAUGGGGUGACCCCAGCUCAAGGAUUCGGAAGGGUUGGAUGUCCUGAGUACCAGGCAACUGUGAUUACUGUGCACACGCCACAAGUACUUCCUGCCUCUCCCUCCAGUGGCAAUGUGUGCAUCCUGCCUCGCGAUGAGGGUCCCUGUGAUACUUGGAUGGUUCGCUACUACUAUGACUCAGGCACUAACAAAUGUACCGAGUUCUGGUACGGAAGCUGCCAAGGAAAUGGAAAUAACUUUGUGUCCCUGGAAGCAUGUCAGAGAGAGUGUGGGGGUGUGGUGAGGGAGCGCCCACCUGCACCUCGCAGAGAGAGCACAAGGAGAGGGCCGCCCAGGGGUGCUCUGAGAGCAAGGGCAUAACAAUGCUCAUCACUAGUAGCUCCAAAUCAUGGGAUAAUCAGAGAGCUAAUCACAUGAUAUUUACAUGUAGUAUUUACAUAUACACAGAGACAGAACUUACCUACCUUUCAUUUAAACAUCAGACAUUACAUUAAAAAUGAUCUAGAUAGCCUCACAGCCAUCCCAACUUAUGGUUGUUAUUUGUAUUACUUUUGAUCUUUGGCAUUUUGUUUGUAAUGCUCAGAAUAUUCCUCCAUGUAUUUUGCCUUAGAUAU